Molecule: messenger RNA, 1810 nt
Organism: Cucurbita pepo subsp. pepo (vegetable marrow)
Lineage: Eukaryota; Viridiplantae; Streptophyta; Magnoliopsida; Cucurbitales; Cucurbitaceae
Product: E3 ubiquitin-protein ligase RSL1
Biological process (GO): protein ubiquitination
Molecular function (GO): nucleic acid binding; zinc ion binding; RNA-DNA hybrid ribonuclease activity
Source: RefSeq, a predicted model, not a curated record
ACGGUUUUGCAUUUUGCCGCUGAUUUUAAUAAUAAUAGACCGAGUCUUCUAUUUUUUUAAUGUAGUUGUUGAAGGAAAGGAAACUACAAAGGCUUUCCACGAAGCAAGUAAUUGUAGACUCACUUGUAAGCGCAGCCAAUUCCACUUCGAAUCCGUAUCUUUUUUAGCAGCGCUUCUCCGUCGGAAUCCAUGGUGGAUGGGUCAGUAAUCCUUGAUUCCGGCCUAGAUGACGAUGAACUCGCCUACGACCUCCAGUUGAAAGAAGUCAUUGCCCUUUCACAGACCCAGUUUUCUCCCCCUACUUCCUACUCUCCUCCACCAUCGGCUUCAUCCCGAUCGUCGCCCUUUCUCGACGACGAUAACGAGAUGCGCUAUGCGACUAACCUAUGGACGUAUCUGACCUCCGAUGACGACGGGAUGGGGUACGAUUAUCGGAUGCCCUCUGAUACGGACGUAUCUGCUCUCCUUGAUCCUUUAUUUGAUUCUGAAAGUUACAGAUUGUAUUUCAAGGGUUUGGUCGGCAAAGAGACCGCCGGAGACGUAACGAUCAUUGCGGUGGCUGUUUUCGAUUCGAGAGACGAUUUAUUGAUACAUGUGAGGAAGCCAUUGGAAGCUGCUCGAGAAAACGAGGCCGUCAGUCCCGAGGUUGCUGAGCUUAUGGCCUUAAUCAAAGGGCUUGAGGCGGCUCUUUCCCUUCACUUGGAACGAGUUUCCUUCUUCUGCGAUGACUAUAUGCUUCACCAAUAUGUUACAGGCAGAUUACGGCCAAAACUGAGCAAGAUUGCAAGUCUAGUCGAAAAAGUAGCUUUUCUACGAAUGCAAUUCUCUUAUUGUGAACCCUUUUUGGUAGAACAAAAUGUGAUGAAAAGUGCCUUUAAAUUAGUAGAACAAGCCACAGCUUCUCAGAUAAAUGCAGAAACUAGCAACACCCAGAACUUGCUAGAGAACUGCAAGAUUUGUUAUGUAGAUAACGAAUUGGAUCAAAUGUAUACUGUUAAUGACUGCCUUCAUAGAUACUGCUUCUCUUGCAUGAAAAAGCAUGUUGAAGUGAAGUUUCUUGAUGGAUCUGAGGCAAAAUGUCCUCAUGAAGGCUGUAAAUCGACAGUGGGUAUUGAGAAUUUUGAAAAACUUUUCCCCCCAAAAGUAAUUGAAAUCAUUCAUCAACGCUUCAAAGAAUCUUCCAUCCCUUUUUCAGAGAAAGUUUAUUGCCCACAACCCAGAUGCUCUGCUUUGAUGUCGAAGACUGAAGUUUUGGAUUAUACAAAAGACAUUCUUGGAAAUGCAGAGCAAUCUGGAGCUAGGAAGUGCAUGAAAUGCCAUGGACUUUUUUGCAUCAAAUGCAAAGCCACUUGGCACAACGACAUGACGUGUGAGGAGUACAGGAAGUCAAGCCAUGGCACUCAAACGGAAGACGCAAAGCUGAAUUCUCUGGCCAAGGAGAAGCUCUGGCAGCCAUGUCUGAGAUGUGGCCAUUUGGUUGAGCUUGCAGAAGGAUGCUUCCACAUCGUUUGCAGAUGUGGACAUGAAUUCUGCUAUUCCUGUGGAGCUGAGUGGAAGAACAGGCAGCCAACAUGUUUGUGUCCGAUGUGGGAUGAACAUCUUAUCUUAAAUGAUGAACAGUAAUGGAUGGAUGUUGGGGAGAUUGCUUGAGGAAUUCAGGGCGGAUUAUAGGUUUCUCUCUAAUCUUAAGUGAUCAUCAUAUCUUUUUACUAUUAAUUACAACAUUGAUUGGCUGUGCUAAGCUUAAUAAUUACAUUCUUAUAAGGCAAUAAUAUAUUCUUGAACUAUGUAGGUAAAUUAAGUCGAUUUU